AUGCGGACAAUGCGCCUUGCGAAGUUGUUUUCGACGGACAAAUGUCAACAUUUAGAGCCACAGCUCGUCAUGAAAGGUGAUGAAGUACUCAUGAACUACGGAUCACAUCCCAAUGAUUACCUCUUGGUGGAAUAUGGCUUUUUCCUUGAUCGAAAUGAAAGCGACGCUGUUUAUUUGGAUGACAUCAUGUGCCAAGAUCUCUCAGUCGACGACAAGGAGGCUCUGCGCAGCCAUGGAUACUAUGGGUAA
Messenger RNA from Penicillium arizonense, 249 nucleotides. RefSeq lists its product as uncharacterized. The record is from RefSeq and is a predicted model, not a curated record. Bases 1 to 249 code for a protein of 82 amino acids. NCBI's taxonomy places the organism in Eukaryota, Fungi, Ascomycota, Eurotiomycetes, Eurotiales, Aspergillaceae. The transcript is spliced from 4 exons.